CGCAGAUUUUUCCGACUGCAUUUAAUUUUUCGAUGAGCUCUAUCUGAAAGUGUCAACUACUGGCAUUUUAAAGUCAAAGCCGCAUACAGUCGAAGGAUGAUUCACACCAGUUGCUGAAGCACACACGUCCAAAACGAAAUGCACCCUAGCAGCGCAGAAUGCCAACAAUAUACAGACAGCAAGGACGAAACAAGGUCUGGCAUUUGGUUAAGUUUUGCGUUUGUAUAAUGGACUUCAACUCUCGACGACCUGUUGUGGUCUGCCGACACGGCUGCGUGGCCUCGACAGCCCUCGCCAGCCAAAUUGGACUGGACAUUUUGCUGCGCGGCGGCAAUGCUGCAGACGCAGCAGUGGCUGUGGCAGCAGCACUGAAUGUGACAGAGCCGUGUUCAACCGGCAUCGGUGGCGACGCCUUCUGCCUCUUCUACGACGCGCAGUCUGGCUCAGUCAAAGGGCUGAAUGGCAGCGGUCGAGCCAGUUCCCAGGCGACAUUGUCGUGCCUGGCAGGGCUUGGCUUCACCAAGGACUGCUUGUUUUCCAAACGUCACGGUCUGACUGUCACCGUGCCUGGGGCUGCUGCAGCCUGGGUCGACACAGUUGAGAACUUUGGCAGCGGCAAGCUGAGCUUGCAAGAGAUUCUACAACCAGCCAUCAGCCUGGCGGAAGAAGGAUUUCCGGUGCAAGAAGUCGCAGCUCACUUCUGGAAAUCGAGUGAGAGUUUAUUCCAGGCACCCAGCAAUCAACACGGGCGGGACAUGCUCCUGAACGGCAGAGCACCACGCCAUGGCGAGGUCAUGCGCAUGCCCUUCUUGGCGAACACUUUUAAGGAGCUGGCUUCCCAGGGUAAACCUGGCUUCUACUGCGGCCGUGUAGCGCGUGCAUUGAGCCAGGCAGUGCAGCAGCACGGUGGGUUGAUUACUGUAGAGGACCUGCAGGCGCACCAGACGACGUUCGACGACCCCAUCAGCACCAGCUACCGCGGCGUGCGCGUGUGGGAGAUGCCACCAAGCGGGCAAGGGCUGACGGCCCUCAUGGCCCUAAACAUCCUUGAGGGCUUUGACUUGCAGGCUCUGAGACCCAAUAGCGCCGAGUACCUUCACCUCGUCAUCGAGGCCCUUCGCCUUAGUUUUGCUGAUACCAUGUGGUACAACGCUGACCCCAGUCACGUGACCGUUCCUGUCCAAGAGCUGCUGAGCAAGGACUACGCUGCCAGGAGGAGAGAUCUGAUCGACCCUGACAGGGCCACCGCCGAUGUGCUGAAAGGGUCUCCUUUCACCUCCAGCGACACCGUCUACUUCUGCACUGCCGACGCCGAUGGCAACGCCUGCUCCUUCAUCAACAGCAACUAUAUGGGCUUCGGCACAGCCAUUGUGCCUGAAGGUUGUGGCUUCACAUUACAGAAUCGAGGCUGUGGAUUCUCGCUGGAUCCCGCCCAUCCCAACGUCAUGGCCCCCAACAAACGACCAUACCAUACUAUCAUCCCAUCCCUAGUCACCAGCGACACAACAGGUGAGUUGCUGAGUGUCUUCGGCGUAAUGGGCGGCUUUAUGCAGCCUCAAGGCCAUGUACAGGUCUUGCUGAAUCAGGUGGAAUUCGGCAUGAACCCACAACAAGCACUGGACCAGCCUAGAAUCUGCUUGGAAGAUGUUGACAGGGACGAUGGCGUUCAUGUCGGCAGCAUCAAUAGCAAGGUGCUGCUGGAAGAGGGCAUCGCAGAUGAUGACGUUCAAAUGUUGAGGACCAUGGGUCAUCCUGUUUCCAUCGCUUCCGGGUACAAGCGCAGCAUCAUGGGAAGGGGCCAGGUGAUCACGCGCGGGGCCUGGUGGGCCAAGCCGUCAGGAGGUGCUGACGUGUGUUCAGACGCUGCUGUCUACUGGGCGGGGUCGGACCCAAGAGCUGAUGGAUGUGUAGCCGCCUAUUAAGUGUUGAGAGGUCAGCGAGGCUGGCACGUUCGCAAAAUCAAGCUAGGGGACUUUUCGCCAAAGUGGGGUGAUUAAAUUUCUUCGCUUAGGCUCUUGCUUAUCUGUGGGUUAUCCAAGAAAAUGGCAGCCAGUGACACAAAGUUAUAAACAUCUCAUAUUCAGAUGGUACAUCAUCGGCCAAUAAAUUCACACGAAAAUCGCUUUACUGAGAAACACGAAUAGAUAAUCAGUUUUAGUGGUUAGGUAACUAGUUAAUACCCAGGAAACGACUUGCGUCUUCUGGUAAAGUAUUUUUAAAGCUUGGCGAUAUUUUGAGGAAACUUUAAAGAACUGUUAAACUUCGACAAUUACAUAUACUUUACAUUUUUCAUCAAUUUAUUACCGAUUAUUGACGAUGUUUAGACUGAUUUAUAUAGAAGGAACUUUUAUUAGUAAAGUUUGAUCAUUUUUAACGAAGAAAUAUUUGGAUGUAUUAUAAGCACACAUUUUCAUGGGAAUAAAACUGUGUGUAACGUUAUCCUUUUUGAAAAUAGGUGGCAUCCGUAGAAAAGCAAAGCGCAGCUAGUCGUAUACGCAUUUUCAUGUUAUUGUGACGACUCUUGGAAAGCUUAUUAGACUUGUUUCAACUGAAGAGCCUUCCAUUUAUACGUAAGCUACCACUGGCUUUCCAUUUUUGCGGUGUUGUUUUCCUGGAAAACAACACAGUAGGGAAGUUUUUCAUUCCAUCUAAAAUCAGUUUUGGUGAUGUCUCCUGAGAAUUUUGUUAUUGGUGGUUGUAGCCACUCCGCGAUCAUUUCUACUUCAGGUACACGAUAACCAGCGUCAUUUACAGUUUAUUUGGUAUGUUUACUUCUGAUGCAGUUCUAAGUCAUUGAUGUAUGUAUCGUGUAAAUAGAAUUAGGAGUGAGGAUGAUAGAGCAUAUGCAGGAUGAAUGCAUACUCUUGCAGUAUAAUGUUUAGUUUGAAAAUAAGAAUAAAAUCUCAACCAUGCUGUACCAA
Molecule: messenger RNA, 2921 nt
Organism: Pomacea canaliculata
Lineage: Eukaryota; Metazoa; Mollusca; Gastropoda; Architaenioglossa; Ampullariidae
Product: glutathione hydrolase-like YwrD proenzyme
Biological process (GO): glutathione catabolic process
Molecular function (GO): glutathione gamma-glutamate hydrolase
Source: RefSeq, a predicted model, not a curated record